Echinostoma caproni is the source of this 627-nucleotide messenger RNA. The record is from the annotation of a GenBank genome assembly. Lineage: Eukaryota; Metazoa; Platyhelminthes; Trematoda; Plagiorchiida; Echinostomatidae.
AUGGUGGAUCCCGGUGAAAAGUGCACCGAUACGCUGAAACGUGAAUUUGGCGAGGAGGCGAUGAACGCGAACGAGGCUUCACCGGAAGAACUGGACCACAUCAAGAAAUUAAUUAGCGAUUUCUUUGAAACCGGUGAUGAAGUCUAUCGUGGUUACGUGGACGAUCCACGAAAUACGGACAACGCAUGGAUGGAAACAGUUGCCGUGAAUUUUCACGACGAAACUGGACAAAAAAUUGCAAAAUUUGCGCUCAAGGCCGUCAGCUCUAUGCCGACACCAACUAUUGAGCCCGCCACAGUCCUAAAACAGCUACUAAAAUCUAAGUUGAGUAAAGCAUCGGGUCCGGAUGAACUAUCACCUGUUGUACUUAGGAUAUUCUGCGUACACGGUGGACUGUCACCGGCUAUCGCAACACUGGAUCAGAUCCGCACAAUCGAUCGCAAGCAAGAAGUACCCCAUGAUGGUCCUAUGUGCGAUCUUUUGUGGUCUGAUCCAGAAGAAACAAACGGUUGGGGCGUUAGUCCACGCGGUGCGGGAUACCUUUUCGGUUCAGAUAUUGUCGCAAAUUUCAAUCAGGAUGUCCGAAAUAUCCCAGCCCGCAAACCGGUCCCGGACUAUUUCCUAUAA